This is a messenger RNA of Gossypium arboreum, 2395 nucleotides long. RefSeq names its product putative disease resistance protein RGA3. The coding region runs from base 92 to 2395 and encodes 767 amino acids. Gene Ontology annotation, molecular function: ADP binding. The transcript has a single exon. NCBI's taxonomy places the organism in Eukaryota, Viridiplantae, Streptophyta, Magnoliopsida, Malvales, Malvaceae. Gene Ontology annotation, biological process: defense response to other organism. The record is from RefSeq and is a predicted model, not a curated record.
ACAUCCGUGUUUCAUCUUGUUCGAAUCAUUUUCAUUUUCUUCUCUUGCAGCAAUCAAACACUUUUUGCCUUGAGUUCAGUUUGAACCAACAAUGGCCGAAGCAAUUGCUUUCGACAUCGCUGCAGAGCUCAUUAUUAAGUUGAGCUCUCGUGUUCUUUCUCAAAUUGGACUGUGGUGGAAUCUCAAAGACGACCUCGACGACCUCAAAAGCACCGUCUCCUCAAUCAAAGCUGUACUUCUUGACGCUGAAGAGCGAUCCGUGACCAGCCAUCUCGUCAAAGAUUGGCUUGAACAGCUGAAAGAUGUACUUUAUGAUGCUGACGACUUGCUCGAUGAUUUCUCUACCGAAACUUUGCGGAAAGAUCUAAUGGGUGGGAACAAGCUGACGAAAGAGGUACGCCUUUUCUUUUCAAGCUCAAAUCACUUUGCUUACGGUCUCAAAAUGGGUCAGAAAAUUAAGGCCAUUAAGGCGAGGUUAGCUUCAAUUGAAAGUGAGGCCAACACUUUUGGCUUCAUGGUGCGUGACCGCCCAGUGGAAACCUCUUUCAUGAUUAAAAAGAGACAGCAAACACACUCUUUUGUGAGUAAAGAUAAAAUAAUAGGGAGGGAUGAUGAUAAAGCGGCUCUUCUAAAACUCAUGUUAGAGUUUGAAAGUGAAGAGAACGUUUACAUCAUUCCAGUUGUGGGGUUUGGAGGGUUAGGGAAGACUGCAUUGGCGCAGUUUGUUUAUAAUGAUAAAAUGGUCUAUGAUUAUUUUCAAUUGAGGUUGUGGGUGUGUGUUUCAGAUGUUUUUGAUGUCAAAUUAAUUUUAGAAAACAUUAUUAAAUCUAUAACUGGCCAAGUACCAGAUCAAAAUCUCGAAAUGGACCAAUUGCAAAAACAACUUCGAGAUAAAAUUGGUGGAAAAAAAUAUUUGCUUGUUUUGGAUGACAUUUGGAAUGAAGAGAGGGAAGAAUGGGUUAGUUUAAAAGAGUUAUUGGUAGGUGGGGCUAAAGGAAGUAGGAUAAUAGUAAUUACUCGCUCUUUUAAGGUAGCCAAGAUCACUAGUAAAUGUCAGCCACAUGUUCUAAAAGGCUUGUCUGAUGACGAUGCUUGGUCUUUGUUCAAAGAAAUAGCAUUUGAGCAAAGAUAUGCAGACUCAACAAAUUCAGCCUUUGUGGAAAUAGGAAAACAGAUUUUGGAAAGGUGUAGUGGGGUUCCCUUAGUCAUAAGGACGAUAGCAAGUACAUUAUCUUACAAAGAAACUGAAGAGGAGUGGCGUUCUUUUAGAGAUAAUGAACUUGUUAGAAUACCUCAAAAUGAAGGUAAAAUUCUAACUACACUUAAGUUGAGCUAUGAUCAUCUCCCAUCCCAUUUGAAGCAUUGCUUUGCCUAUUGCCGACUUUAUCCAAAAGAUCUUGUGAUUGAUGUGCAAACACUUGUUCAGUUUUGGAUUGCACAAGGUUUCGUAAAGCAAUUGAAUCAAAGUCAAUCUCUUGAGGAGAUCGGGUUUGGAUAUUUUAAAGAUUUAGUUGAAAGAAGUUUCUUGCAAGAGGUAGAAGGAAUGUAUCGGAUGAAAGGACUAUACUGGGUGAAAGAACAAGCAUGUAAAAUGCAUGAUUUAAUGCAUGAUCUAGCAGAAACAGUAGCAGGGAUGGAGAGUAGCAUUGUAGAUUCAAAUAAAAUUGCAAGUAAUGUUGGUAAAAAAUGUCGUCACAUAUCAAUUAAACCUUCAUUAAUUCCUUUGUUUAAAGGAAAGAAGUUGCGAACCUUAUUACACUUUCCAAGCAUGAAAGCUCAAAAUUUGAGUGAUGAAACUUGGGAUUUGAUAAUUGCAAAUUGUAGAUGCUUGCGUGCAUUAGAAUUGAAUGCUUUAAAUCUUAAGACAAUUCCACGCUCCAUUUACAAGUUGAAGCAUUUGAGGUACCUUGAUCUUACUAACAAUCAUGGUCUUAAGAUUCUUCCAAAGAGUAUUUGCAAGAUACAGAAUUUGCUAGUGCUGAAACUUGAUGGGUGUUUUCAGCUUGAAGAAUUGCCAAAGAAGAUUGAAAAUUUGGUGAAUCUUACCCAUCUUGCGUAUCGCGGUUGUUUUGGCUUAACUCAUAUGCCACGAGGAAUAGGGAAGCUGACUUCCCUUGAGACGUUAAGCAGGUUUGUAGUGGAUAAAGAUGGCUCACAUGACGGUGCAGAUCUAAGUGAAUUGAGUGGGCUUAACAACUUGAGGGAAAAGCUAAAAAUAAUAAAUCUAGGAUUUGUGAAAAAUGCUAAAGAGAAGUUUAGGGCUGCUAAUUUGAAAGAGAAGCAACAUUUGGUGUCAUUGGUUUUAAAAUGGAAUGGUGGCAAUGAUGAUGAUGACAAGUCACUUGAAGACCUCCAGCCCCAUCCUAAUCUCAAGGAGCUCUGUAUUCGAGGAUGA